This is a messenger RNA of Mesitornis unicolor (brown roatelo), 291 nucleotides long. It is a transcript of the gene CCDC167, whose product is annotated as coiled-coil domain containing 167. The transcript has 4 exons. The record is from RefSeq and is a predicted model, not a curated record. The coding region runs from base 1 to 291 and encodes 96 amino acids. Lineage: Eukaryota; Metazoa; Chordata; Aves; Mesitornithiformes; Mesitornithidae.
AUGGGCCGGAGGCGAGAGGGGCUGAGCGUGGCCCGGGAGAUUGAUGGACUGGAGGAGAAGCUGGCACGCUGCAGACAGAGCAUGGAAGAGGUGGAUCUCAAACUGCGCAGGGAGAAGCUCAGCCCUGAAGGAAGAAAGUCACUGGAGAGAGAGAGAAACUUGCUAAUGACCAAAGCUGACAACUAUGAGAAAGAACUCAGUGUGCUUCGCAAGGAAAAUCGCAAGAACGCUGCCCUUGCUGUGGCCAUGGGGUUGCUGAUUGCUCUUAUUUAUGCCUGCUGGACAAUGUGA